AUGGCAAUCUAUCCACUGACCGAUCCCCCUCUCAACUUGGGCAACAUUUCGCAAGCGAAUCUGAACCCAGAGAUUUCAGCAGCAGGUCAUACCCAGAUCACCAGUCGCACACUGCCUUUCAAUUUCAAUUUAGAUCCGAAGACAAUCGUCAGACUGCUCGUGGCGCAGGCGGCGAAGAACAAUGUUGACCUCGGUCCACUAGUCGAUCAAUUCAAUUAUGUGCUCGGUGAGGCCAGUACAGCAACAGCCAUCACGACGGCCGUCGAUACAGGCGCUGCGCCAUGUGUCAGCGGAACGCAAUUCGAUGUCUUUGGCGCGAUCCUUGCAGCUUUGAAGAACCUCGACGUGAACCUACAGAUCCAGUCCGGUCUUAGCUUGGACGACUACGCACUCAACCUGGCAUUCAAUCAAUUCAACAUUCCAACGAUAACCGAUCAGACAGCUCUUUACCUGAUUGGCGCCGUCGGUCCUACGAUCGUGCAACGACUGGUCGAUCAGGCGACGCUGACUGUCAACUACGCAGACGUCUUCAAUGUUACCAACAAUGGCUUCACUGCUACGCUUCAUGGUGUACUCGCUGACACUGGACCCUUUGAUGCCUAUAUUGGCUUCCCUGAAGGUCUUCUGAUCGACUGGAUGGGAAUGACGAUCGCCAAUAUUGCCCUGCCAAACCUGUGCGCCGCGGCCACAACGUCGAUCCCCAAUUUGGUGACAAACGGCAUCUUGACGAUUACUGAUCAGAAUGCUUUUGUGCAAUUCGCAACUUACAUUCUGCACAACCCUUCCUUCGAAUGGUUCUUGCACACGACUGCGCUCCAAGUCACAGCGCUCGGCACAAUUUUCAGCAACGUUAAUUUCGGCAAGACAAUCACCUUGCUCGCAUUCAAUGGUCUGCCCGGUGUCACUAUUAUGAAUUUCGAUCUGCCCGGCGAUGCUCCUAACAAUUUAGGCAUCAACAUCAAUACCGGCUCGAUGAUCCCCUCUCCCGCGCAAUUAGGCAUCGAUCUGGGCACAGCAAAUUUCGAGGCAGCCUUCAAUGGCGUCACUGUCGGUCCCAUUUCAAACACUGGUGAUCUAUUCUUGGCACACCAGGCAACGACUGCAGCUACGCUUGUCGGCUACAUCGAAGUGCAGCAGACCCAGGACGAGCGCAAUACGAUCGGUCUCCUGUUCAGCCAGUUCUUGCAGGGUCUAAAUUCGACCCUCGAUGUCACUGGAGUAUCGGUGGUUUCGACUGCUCAGCCAAAUUCGCCUGUUCAAUGGCUCACUACCGCGUUUAAGACGCUCACACUGCAAGUCACUUUGCCUGGCGUGGUCUAUACCAUCAUAGAUACUAUCGAGCUACUCGACUUGGAAGUCAACAUCCAGAACGCCGCUCAGGCCUAUGCGGUCGACACGUCAAACAAGCAGACCGAUGCAACCUACACCAAUCCAUUCACCUUCAGUUUGCAGGCCUUAACGGCAGCGGUGAUGAUUACGAUCACCUACCAAGGGGCAGCAACCGCCACACUCAAUCUACCAAGUCGUGAUGUUACUGCUGGUGUUACGAACGGCCAAGCUGCACCACUGGUUCUCAACUUUAGCAAUGAUACACUCAAUUCCGUCAAUGAUGGUUCAUUCAACAACUUCUUCCGCGACGUCGUCGACACGACCGGCGUGAGCUUUGGACUGGCUGGUACAGCCGAUGUCGUCGCCCGUACCAAGGCAGGCGAUUUCCCAAUUUCAGGCAUCCCCUUCGGUACUUCGACGCAAUACCCGACAGUCGCCGCCAUCACAUCUACACUCGUCGGUAUCAACGCGUUUAAUAAGGUGGCCACCAUCCCCAACACACCCAUCGUGGUCGGCACCGGCAAUGAUCCAUUCAGUGAAGCCGCUGGCAAUGGUUAUAUCCGCAUCGACAUUGAUCCCGUUCAGCUUGCGAACCCCUCAAACAUAUCUGCAUUCACCAAUCAAGUCUCACUUGAUGUCACGUAUCAGGGCGCCGCGGUAGGACCAGCUACAAUCAAUCCCCUCAAUCUCUUCCCUGGCGCAAACAACAUCUUCUCAGAAUUCCAUUUCACUGGGACAUCAGCAGCCUCACUCGUUCUCAUUACCAAGUACCUCACCAAUAUCCCCGAUCCGACCGGUGAACGCAUACCAAUCACGAUCCAAGGUUCGCUCGCUUCGUCGCCGUAUGGCUCUCUACAAGAAGCUCUGGCUGGCGUCACCCUUCAGUCAGAGUUCCCGGGCAUCGGCGCUCGCCUAGUCAAUGAGAUCACUGUUUUCGUCAACAUCGUUACAGUAAUCUGUAAGAGCAUGGCAACGUUCAGCUUCACCGUAAACAAUACGCUAUCUGCACCACUCGCUAUUCAAGCAAUCGCGGGUACAGCGUCGCAACCGGCAGCUUAUGUGCCAGGAGAGCAAAGUGGCGGUGAAGUGCCUUAUGCCGAUUUCGACUAUUCGUUCGCCAACAAUGGCGGACCGUUCUACGUCGAUGCCAAUUCCAUCUCUGGCGCAUCGCCGAUCGUCCCUGCGACACUACCACAGCCACUGCUACAGAAUGCCAACUUGUUGAUCAAUGCGAAUAAUGUCGGUGGCACGGCAGGCCUAGACGUCACCCUGAGUAUACAGACGCAAGUCCUAGACCCGACGCAAGCAGGCACACUCAAUGGAUUCCAGCUGACGAAUCUGGUCUAUGCGGAAGUGAUCAUUCCCUACAACGUCAUUUUCGUGGCCGACAAUGGCGCGGCAGAGAACACAGGCGACCCCAAUGCAGGCAUCAUCACGGCGCCAACCGGCGCCGGCGACUUCUUCGGUCUCGUAGCCACUGCGCUUGGUUCGGGCUUGGUCGGAUGUCUCGCCGAUGGCUCCUCACUGUUCCUGCCAGUAGUUGGCAACAUCGUCGACGGCAUCCCCGUCGUAGGCGGACUGAUCGGGCCAGUCCUGAGCGGUCUCGAGAACGUACUGUCCGGCAUCGGCAUCGCAAGCGAGUUCUUUACGUUCUUCACUACUGUGUCUGCUACCGACAGCGUAGUCUCAUUCAACCCGACAACUCUGUCCGGUAACGGAAUAGCGACCGAUUAUGCCACUCCAUCGAUUAUCAGCUCUCUCUACUCACAGUGCUCAUUGGCUGGCAAUGCUGCUUGUCAGGCAUCAGUUGCGGCGGGCGACAACGGUGGCGCUGCAGAGGGUGCAGCACUCGGCAGCUCGGCCGCUGCUAACUCGAGGGCUGCCUCCUCGAGCAUGGCAGCAAUCUCGCUUGCGUCGCUCGCGAAUGUCUCUUCGGUCGCUGCGAGCUUGGCUAGUGUUGCGAGCGCCUCAGUCGCGAGCGUCGCAAGCGAAGCAAGCGUUUCACUGGCCAGUGUCGCCAGCGUAGCGAGCGCGUCGCUGGCGAGUGUCGCCAGUGUAGCUGGGGUUGCAAGCUUGGCGUCCCAGACAGCAGCUGCAGCCUCGCUUGCAUCAGUCGCGUCGGUCUCGCUCGCGUCAGUUGCAUCUGCGGCAUCAGUGGCUGCUGCUGCCUCAUCGGCUGCUUCUGUCGCCUCUGUGGCUUCAGCUGCCGCUGCAUCUGCUGCAUCGAUCUCCGCGGCUAGUGUUGCCGCUGCAGCUGCCAGUAGUGCUGCUGCUGCUGCCGCUGCCGCCGCCGCCGCCGCCGCCGCCGCUGCCUCUGUGACGCCCGCACCUGUCGUCCGGCGCUCAGCCGCUGCGCCGCUCGAGACCGGUGCCGAUGGCCGGCUUGGAGUCAAGCUCACUUUAGCGGAGGCACUCGAGAUUGCAAGACAGCGCGACGCGGACCUAGAUCAAUAUGGAGAGAUCACACCUGCCGAGGCGAGAAAGAUACUUAAUCAAACGCCCGAUGCACGCGCAUUUGACACACUCGCAAUGACUCUAAUCUACAACAUAAUGAAAGUACAAAAGUAUGUCCGGCCUCGUCAUUGCAAGAAUGGUUGCCUGUAA
Messenger RNA from Mixia osmundae IAM 14324, 3933 nucleotides. RefSeq lists its product as uncharacterized. Lineage: Eukaryota; Fungi; Basidiomycota; Mixiomycetes; Mixiales; Mixiaceae. The record is from RefSeq and is a predicted model, not a curated record. Bases 1 to 3933 code for a protein of 1310 amino acids. Gene Ontology annotation, cellular component: fungal-type vacuole membrane. The transcript is spliced from 7 exons.